AUUGAAAUAACUUCAACUAAGAACACUCAAAAGUAGUGGAUGUAAUAAAUAAAUAAAUAAGUAAAUAAAUAAAUACCAUAAUACUCUAAUAUAUUCUAAUGCAGUACACUACUAUAUAUUUAUGAUACAUAACAACCAAAGGAAAAACAAAACUCGGACCAUUAUCAAUGUCUUCUUCACAUUCCAAAUUCUUCUCGUCGUUAAAACAGGUUGAAAAAAGGUUAAAAUUAGAGAGCACAUCAACAAAAACAACGGAAUCAUCACAAGUAGAAGAAAGCAGCAAUUUUUCAUCAAGUUUGGGUUCACCCUUGUUCCUCCAACAAAUUUGCAGCCAAACAUGUCCCACCCAAGAAAGCAGUGAACCACCUCAACAAUUCGUCUCAAUUUCUCAAGGGUUCUCACUCACCCAUCAACAAUAUCCUGCUCAAACUACUCCUUCAAAUGAAGCUCAAGAUGUUGAUGAAAUUGAGUGGUUAAUGAAGCUUUUAGGAAUGUCAGAGGAACAAAGGGAUGGUUUUGAUUUUGAGGGUGAUGAAGAUUGUGAUUCUUGUCACUGUGAAGGUGGGUUUUAUUCAAAGAUUGUUGGUGUAGAAGGGCCAAAGUGUAAAAAGGAGGUGUUGAGGUUAAAUGGGUGGAUUCAGCAUUUUCUAAAUGGUGAUGGUGAUGGUGUUAUUCGUGUGGAGAAGAAAGAGCCUUUGAGAUUGGCACACUUGCUUUUAGGGAAAGCUGUUUUUGUUUCUGAGAGUGCUGAUUCUGGUUUUGGAGGCUUGGUGUUCCCUUCAACUAUUCAAGAAUUUCUUCAUAAUGAUCCUCCUAGUAAUUGAAGCAUUAUUUUAUGAUAUUCUUCUUUGUAGCUUCUUUUUGUAUGCAAAUGCAAUCAAUUUGUAAUCUGUCCAUUUUAUAUAAUUCUGGAAUUGGAACUUUGGUUACUGUGAUGACUA
Messenger RNA from Cicer arietinum (chickpea), 941 nucleotides. RefSeq lists its product as uncharacterized. NCBI's taxonomy places the organism in Eukaryota, Viridiplantae, Streptophyta, Magnoliopsida, Fabales, Fabaceae. The record is from RefSeq and is a predicted model, not a curated record.